This is a messenger RNA of Oryctolagus cuniculus (rabbit), 1146 nucleotides long. It is a transcript of the gene MMP7, whose product is annotated as matrix metallopeptidase 7. Gene Ontology annotation, biological process: proteolysis; collagen catabolic process; extracellular matrix organization. The record is from RefSeq and is a predicted model, not a curated record. Gene Ontology annotation, cellular component: extracellular matrix. Gene Ontology annotation, molecular function: zinc ion binding; metalloendopeptidase activity. NCBI's taxonomy places the organism in Eukaryota, Metazoa, Chordata, Mammalia, Lagomorpha, Leporidae.
CCGCUAGCAGAAACCACCACACCAACCAUAGGUCAGAGAAAAUCAUCCUGAUGGCAGCUUUGCAGCUUUUCCUGCUGGGUGCUGUGUGUCUGCUGUCCAGCAGCCUGGCCCUGCCUCUGCUCCAGGAGGCAGGAGGCAUGAAGGAGCCACAGUGGGAACAGGCUCAGGACUAUCUCAAGAGAUUUUAUUUUCAUGGCUUGAAAUCAAAGGAAGUCGAUAGCUUAGAAACCAGACUGAAGGAGAUGCAGAAGUUCUUUGGCCUGCCUAUAACUGGAAGGUUAAACUCCCACCUCAUAGAAAUAAUGCAUAAGCCCAGAUGUGGUGUACCAGAUGUUACAGAAUACUCACCACUCCCAAGCAGCCCGAAGUGGACUUCCAGAGUAGUCACCUACAGGAUCGUGUCAUACCCAUUUCCUACUCAAAAUUUAUCACCUGUCAGAGUGGACCAAAUAGUGGCAAAGGCUUUCAACUUGUGGAGCAAAGAGAUUCCACUGCAUUUCAAGAGACUCCGGUUGGGAAUUGCUGAUAUCAUGAUUGGCUUUGCCAGAGGAGCUCACGGGGACGCUAGCCCCUUUGAUGGACCAGGAAACACACUGGCUCACGCCUUCCCACCUGGGCCCGGCCUUGGAGGAGAUGCUCACUUUGAUAAGGAUGAACACUGGACCGACGGUAGCAGUUUAGGAAUUAACUUUCUGUACGUGGCAACUCAUGAACUUGGCCAUUCUUUGGGUCUGGAUCAUUCCUCAGAUCCAAAUGCUGUGAUGUAUCCAACCUAUGAACAUGUGGAUUCCCAAAAUUUCAAACUUGGACAGGAUGAUAUUGAAGGCAUUCAGAAGCUAUAUGGGGAGAGAAGUGAUUCAAGGAAGAGAUAGAAACUUCAGGGAGAACUUCCAAUCGUUCAAUGGGUUCUACAUCAGUGUUCCCCAACCAAAAGUAAAAAACAUCAUUCCUGCACUCCACUUAGCACUUAGUUCAUUCUUUCUUGGAUGGCAGUGGGUUUUGCAUGUCUUUCACUCUGAGGAUAAACUCCUUUAUGGAAUGACUGUGCCUUUACACAUAUAUGACUCUUAUCUAGCAACUUGCAAUCAGUAGAUGUCAAUUAAUGUAAUAUGCACAAUGAAGUAAAAUUUUUAUUCUCUAGAGAAA